AUGGCCUUCUCCUUUCCUCAAGCCAAACAAGGGGUCAUCCCCAGGACUGUGCUGGGGGGACACUUUCCCAAACAGUGUCUCUGUGACCGCCCCAAGCAGGCACUGAUGGUCAUCAGACUAGACACAGUGACUAAGGAGCAUCAGCCUGAGAUUCAGGAAAUGGAACUCAAGCAUCCACCAGUUAGGAGGUUGUGUUGUCGCUGCCCUCUGGGGGCGGGGAAGUUGCCAGGUGGGCGUCUCAGCGCCGGCGCCGAGGAGCGGACAGUUGCUGGGCCGCCGAAGUGGGAGGCGUUCCUGAGCUGCGUCAGCCGAGCCUGGCGGAGCCGGGUGUCGUCGGGCCGCGCUCUGCCGCCUUCUCCCGGGCUCGUUCGUUUCCCCGGUGUGUGUCACAGCAGCCGGGGCCCACCACGCCCUAGCCUGAGGAGGCCCUCCUUCAGCUCCGGGUCUUCUUCCUCGCCCGACGCAGACGACGAGGGCCUGCGCGGCACCCGCGAAGAUGCUUCUGUUUGCAAGAGGUUUGCAGUAAGCAUUGGCUACUGGCAUGACCCUUACAUCCAGCAUUUUGUGAGACUGUCUAAAGAGAGGAAGGCCCCUGAGAUUAACAGAGGAUAUUUUGCUCGUGUCCAUGGCAUCCGGCAACUUAUAAAGGCAUUUCUACAGAAGACAGAAUGUCAGUGCCAAAUUAUAAACCUGGGGGCUGGGAUGGAUACCGCCUUCUGGACAUUAAAGGAUGAGGGUCUUCUCCCAAGGAAAUAUUUUGAAGUUGACUUUCCGGUGAUAGUCACGAGAAAGCUACACAGCAUCAAAUUCAAGUCUCUCCUAUCAAAACCCAUUUUAGACUUACAUUCAGAGGAGACACUUCAAAUAGAUGGACAAAUGUUGGAUUCAAAGAGAUAUGCUAUUAUUGGAGCAGAUCUCCGAGAUUUACCUGAACUGGAAGAGAAACUAAAGAAAUGUAACAUGAAUACACAAUUACCGACACUCCUGAUGACUGAAUGUGUGCUGGUUUACAUGACUCCAGAGCAGUCUGCAAACCUUCUCAAGUGGGCAGCCAACAAUUUUGAGACUGCCAUGUUCAUAAACUACGAACAGGUGAACAUGGAUGAUCGGUUUGGGCAGAUCAUGAUUGAAAACCUGCGGAGACGACAGUGUGACCUGGCGGGAGUGGAAACCUGCAAGUCAUUAGAGUCGCAGAAAGAACGGCUCCUGUCAAAUGGGUGGGAAACAGCAUCGGCAGUCAACAUGAUGGAAUUGUACAGCAGAUUACCUCGAGCUGAAGUGAGCAGAAUAGAGUCGCUUGAAUUCCUGGACGAAAUGGAGCUUCUUGAGCAGCUCAUGCAGCAUUACUGCCUUUGUUGGGCAACCAGAGGAGGAAGUGAACUAGGUUUGAAGGAGAUCACUUGUUAAUCUGUUCAAGGCUCAUGCUGAGCCAGAAGCUGAAGCCACUGAUGCUCCCAGAGUGGAUAUGCCACGUUUCCUAAGUGAUGGCGAGGCGUCGCCUGCCAGCCCCACCCCGCACUUGGAGAGCCCUCUGUUAUUAGGGUUGUCACACCAGUUCUUGUUCCUGUUGACUUGUCCUUUAAAUAAAUCUCAGUUGUCAGUUGCCUA
Messenger RNA from Equus quagga, 1608 nucleotides. RefSeq names its product leucine carboxyl methyltransferase 1 (gene LCMT1). NCBI's taxonomy places the organism in Eukaryota, Metazoa, Chordata, Mammalia, Perissodactyla, Equidae. The record is from RefSeq and is a predicted model, not a curated record. Gene Ontology annotation, molecular function: protein C-terminal leucine carboxyl O-methyltransferase activity. Gene Ontology annotation, cellular component: cytosol. The coding region runs from base 1 to 1407 and encodes 468 amino acids. The transcript is spliced from 12 exons. Gene Ontology annotation, biological process: C-terminal protein methylation.